AUGUGGACACGACAUCGACUCCGGGACGCCGAGCGAAGAAAUCGUCCAAGCAUCACCGACAACAGGAGUACAUCUUUAAAGAUCCAGCUAGUAAACCAGUCCCAUAAACAGCUGGGGACGGUGGCUGGGGCUGUGGAAGGUAAGCAAGUCCUAACCAGACCAACCCAAUCACCGGAAUGGCGAGCAUUGGGAUCAAAGGAUCCUAGUCGAGAUGACCCUGACCGCGAGAUGUCGCUGAGGAGUCAUCCUGACCGUGAGAGCUACGUCCGGGAUCAUCCUGACCCCGAGACGUCCUCCAGGAAUCAUCCGGACGCGAAGGUCUAUCGGGAUCAUCUGACCCGAACGUCCUCCAGGGAUCAUCCGGACCGCGAAGGGUCUAUCCGGGAUCAUCCUGACCCCGAGAUGAUGCUGAGGGAUCUUUAUGACCCCGAAAUGUCGACCAGGGAUCAGCCGGACCCCGAGAUGCCUGCCAGGGAUCAUCCUGACCCCGAGAUCCUGACCACCAAGGACCGAGGUCAACGGAGGAGCAGCGAUCCUGACCCAGUGGACCUAGGCCGAAAGGACGAGCAUGCAGAGGAUCCUGAUGAAGGUACAGAUCACGACCAGCACGUGAUCAUGAGAUGGCUUGCUGACUCGGAGUAG
This is a messenger RNA of Harpegnathos saltator (Jerdon's jumping ant), 642 nucleotides long. Its product is annotated as protein LIAT1-like. The coding region runs from base 1 to 642 and encodes 213 amino acids. NCBI's taxonomy places the organism in Eukaryota, Metazoa, Arthropoda, Insecta, Hymenoptera, Formicidae. The transcript has a single exon. The record is from RefSeq and is a predicted model, not a curated record.